GCUCUUCUUUUUCGGCAUAUACUUUUCCUCACACUUCCCGAAGCCAGGCCGUAACUCUUCUCAUCGCGUUUAGACAUCUCGAAAAGAGCGAGGGGCAAAGAAAGACGCAAUGUGCCAAGUCACUCUGCACCAAAACGUGAACUGCAAGUGUCGCUGGGGCGAGAUCAGCCUUCCCUGUGGGCCUGGUAUGGGUUUCAGCACCUGUGGGCAGAUCGGCAGCGGCGUGGCGCGACCAGGACCCAUGACGCAGAAGUCCGCAUACAGGCUGUGUCCGGAACAUGGGCUACACGGAGUCUACGACCGGAACUGUAUCCGCAUGGUUGUUGGCACCCGGAGGGGCCUUAAGUGGGGGACGGGCCCGAACCGACAGGAUUCCGGGUGCGAGUUUCGAUGUGUCGUGAUGUGAGGAAGUUGAAGACGUAUUGUGUAUUAGUAUUCAUAUCUAGGGACCAGGGGCUAGAGAUCAAAACGUAUUGAGAACUGGGCAGCACCAAAUUGAACCUAACACAGCGCAGGAGGGGUCAAUUUCGGUAGAGAUGAUUGCAGAGGAAAGAAACAAUGGGAGUUGCGCAUUCUGGAUGUUGAAAUCGAGGAUGAUGCUAAG
Molecule: messenger RNA, 604 nt
Organism: Sodiomyces alkalinus F11
Lineage: Eukaryota; Fungi; Ascomycota; Sordariomycetes; Glomerellales; Plectosphaerellaceae
Exons: 1
Coding region: 110-406 (98 amino acids)
Source: RefSeq, a predicted model, not a curated record